AGGAGGAAGGAACAUUUCUGUGAACCUUCCAAAUGGAAUCAUUUACCAAAUAUGAGAAAGUAUAAACCUUCUUGGAAGGGAAGUCAACAAACAAAAAUGUCAUUUUUGAGGGGAAUUCCCAGAGAGAUGGAAAGAUUGCGAAAAUUAAUCCAGAUAAAACAUACAAAAGGGGAAAGAGAAAGGAGGCUAUGGAGGUGACGUUGCGAAUGAAUUAUCAAGUAUUGUUUAUGAUCCCGAGGUUCAAAAGGACGGCCAUGGGCAGAUAGAAAUGGAAGCUGCAAUUGGGGGCUGGAUCCAUUUGACCACCGCUCUACAUGGUGGCUUUGAAUCCUCCUAGACUCUUCUUUAAUCCUUCUGGAGAGCAGUUGGCUUCUAUAGAGUCUCCAUCUUUCUGUGGGUUUUGUUGAGGAUUUGAGAGGAAAAGGUUGGAAUUUGAGGUGGUUUGUGUGGAAAAGGUCAGAUUUUGAAGUGCUCUUUUAUUGUUUGAAUUGAGAUUUGUGUGGUUUGGCAGGAAAAGGUGGGAAUUUGAGGAAGAACUAGAGAUUUUGGUUGUUCUGUUGCAGAAAGUUGUGAUUUUUAUGGUUUCUAAUUCUCCCUUGUUCUAAAAGAUUGGCCCUUUAUUUGUUCAUUUUUUUUUCCUGUUUGUAAAAAUUCCAAGAAGGUUUGAAGAAUCAUUUGGUUCUAGAGGUUGAGUUGUCCUUGGGAGAUGUCUGGUGUUCAGGAACAAGUAGAGAUCAAAUUCAGAUUGCAUGAUGGAUCAGAUAUUGGCCCCAGAAAGUAUCCUGCUGCUACAAGAGUUGCAACACUAAAGGAAAGCAUUCUUGCUCAAUGGCCAAAAGAGAAGGAGAAUGGACCGAGGACCGUGAACGAUCUUAAACUCAUCAAUGCUGGAAAGAUCUUGGAGAACAACAACACAUUGGGAGAGUGCAAGAGCCCGAUAUGCGAUUUAUCGGGAGGUAUAACCACAAUGCAUGUCGUCGUCCGGCCUCCAUCUUCAGAAAAAUUGACUGAAAUCUGUUAAUCAACCUCCAAAGUCAACAUGUGGGUGUGUUAUACUGUGAUUUACUCCUCUUUUUGGUGAACAAUUUUCUUGUGUUCAUUCAUUGGAAAUGUUUUUGCUCUGUAUAUAGUAAUACUCUGUUAUCUUUUCUUAUUUGCAAUUGAUUAACAAUUAGUCCUUGCAAAAGUUUGUCUUCCACAGAGGAUUAUUUUGGGAGAAAGUCAUUUUUGCAUGAACUAAUUGUUACAUUUUCCAUGUACUAAUUUAUAUCUUAAACUGAAUGAUUAUUAGAAAUUUGUGAA
Dioscorea cayenensis subsp. rotundata (Guinea yam) is the source of this 1302-nucleotide messenger RNA. RefSeq names its product membrane-anchored ubiquitin-fold protein 1-like. The coding region runs from base 707 to 1021 and encodes 104 amino acids. The record is from RefSeq and is a predicted model, not a curated record. The transcript has 4 exons. NCBI's taxonomy places the organism in Eukaryota, Viridiplantae, Streptophyta, Magnoliopsida, Dioscoreales, Dioscoreaceae.